AUGUUCUUCCCGUUUCAGUCGAUGGAGAUCUGGCACUGCUUCUUCCGCGACCCUCCGCAGCCACAUUUCGCAAACUGGGUAUUCCUAUCGUAGCACAAUUUCUGCACUUUUCCUCCAGAACCUUUUCUAGGCGACCCAUCAUGGCACUUGAACAAGUAUCCAGUGCAAAAUGUUUUGGCGGAUUGCAGAAGGUUUUCAAGCACAAAAGUUCAGAACUGAAGUGUGAAAUGAAAUUUGCCGUGUAUGUCCCUCCUCAGGCGGAGAAAGAAAAAGUCCCAGUGUUAUAUUGGCUAUCAGGUCUAACAUGCACAGAGCAAAACUUCAUCACAAAGGCUGGUGCUCAACGCACUGCAUCAGAACUGGGUGUGCUGAUCGUGGCUCCUGACACAAGCCCACGAGCAUGUGGCAUUGAAGGUGAAGAUGAUAGCUAUGACUUUGGGACUGGUGCUGGCUUUUACAUUGAUGCAACUGAGGAAAAGUGGAAAACAAACUACAGAAUGUACUCAUAUAUCACAAAAGAGCUUCCAGCUUUGAUUGACAGUAACUUUCCAGUUCUGUCAGGCAAGCAGUCCAUUUUUGGCCACAGCAUGGGUGGCCAUGGGGCUUUAAUAUGCUUCCUCAAAAACCCUGGAUUUUACAAGUCUGUUUCUGCCUUUGCACCCAUCUGCAAUCCAGUGCAAGGUGCUUGGGGUCAAAAGGCCUUCACUGGAUAUUUGGGAGGCAACCAGGAAGCAUGGAAGGAGUAUGAUGCUACCGAACUAGUGAAAGGUUAUGAGGGUCCCCCACCAGACAUACUCAUUGAUCAGGGUGUAGCUGAUGAGUUUUACCCAUCUCAACUGCUUCCAGAGAACUUUGUUGAGGCUUGUAGGUCAAAGAAUGUACCAGUCACCUUGAGAUUGCAUGAGGGCUACAAUCACAGUUAUUACUUUAUUGCAACUUUUGUGGAGGAUCACAUCAGACAUCAUGCAAGAUAUCUCAAAGCCUAAAGAGAUUGUGAAGGGAAUGUCACACUCGUCCCGACAGAAGUGAAACUAUGAUAUAUUAGGCAUCCUAGUUAGAAUAAAGUGAAAUGAAAUUUUCAUACAACU
Molecule: messenger RNA, 1088 nt
Organism: Stylophora pistillata
Lineage: Eukaryota; Metazoa; Cnidaria; Anthozoa; Scleractinia; Pocilloporidae
Product: S-formylglutathione hydrolase
Biological process (GO): formaldehyde catabolic process
Cellular component (GO): cytosol
Molecular function (GO): S-formylglutathione hydrolase activity
Source: RefSeq, a predicted model, not a curated record